GUUCUUUGUUACUUUCUAUUGUUUGUAUGACCCUUUUCAAGACACUUCAAGUCUUGACAGAAGCUGGUCUACAUUCGGUGCCUUUCGUCACACCCGAAGGGACUGAACUUCUAAAGUCAUUUCUCGGGAUGAGUCCCAGGGCGUGGUAUCUCGUGGUCAAGCACAUGGUGGAGACAUCAUCGGCGUUGCUGUGGAUGCGCGUGAAAGGUGAAGCUGUGACGAGCGAGGUGCUCGUGGCUAAGCUCUUGCAGAUGCCUAAGGAACUUAAUGACGAGUCGAGUGAAGACACUGAAUUAGUACCUGAAAUUGUAAGAGUUGAAGAGGCUCUCGGCAAGGUGUAUCUGCCCGUUUAUGCGUAUUUCUAUCAUCCUGAGAUGAACACCGAGAAAAUUCCCGCCAACGAGGAUGUCAACAGCGGCCUUUGGGUGUGGAGUGGAGAGGAGCCUCAUUCAUCCAAAGAUCUCGUGGUUCUCUACUAUAUUCAUGGAGGUGGUUACUGCUUCUUCGACGGCGUGACGAGUCAUCUGGAGCUGGUCGCGAACAUGGUCGAGGUUAUGCAGGAGAAACUCCGCAGCGAUGGUUUGAGGGACGCUGCUGUGGUUGCGUACAUACUCAGCUACGACACCGCCCCCGAGAAAAUACUCCCUACCCAGCUGCAAGAAGUGGUGAAGGGCUAUGAAUUCUUGCUCUCCCAAAAACGGUUCCCCAUAAAGAGCGAUCACAUCGUCGUCGGUGGCGACUCAGCGGGGGCAGCUUUGUCUUUGGGUUUCCUGAAGUGCCUAGCAGAGCACGAUUUCUGUGGAGAUCUGCCUCGUCCGGCUUGCUGCUUAGCAAUGGAACCGUGCGUUGAUAUGUCUUACGUUGCUGCACGCAAGCCCUGUGAUAUUAGCCGUGAUAUUCUCUCAAACGGUAUGAUCUGGUACUGUGUAUCUGUCUUGUACGGUAGGCCCUCCCAUCCUGGGGAGAGGCUUGAUACGGUCGAUCGCCCAUUGGAGAGUGACGACUACGUGCAAAAGGCCGGCAGGUUUGGUGAUGAGGAAUGGGCUAGGGUGAGAGCGUUGGCUCCCGAUGGCAAAAUGGAGGAGCAUCCUUUGUUCUCGGUCGCACGUGGCAAGUUGGACCCUUCAGCUUUCGGCAACGUACCGAUCCUACUGCAGAUUGGAGCUACUGAAGCACUCAGAGGAGGCGUCGAUGCAUUUGCCACUAAAGCACGAGAGGCCGUCUGCUAUGAAGUUUACGAUCGGAUGAUACACGUCUUCCCUAUGUUUUCAUCUGUGAUUCCUCUUGGACAAAUCGCAAUAAAUCGUUGGGCCGAUUUCGUUUCUAAGGCGAUUGAGGGCGAGAAGAUGCCUGUCGGACAAGCCUUCGCCAUUUUCGAGGAUACUGUGGAGCCUUUGCAUAAGCAGGAUGUGCACCCGGAAAAAGCUGCUAUGGCCCAAGCAGCGUGAUGGGCUAUCGACGACGAAGUCCGUCUAGGUGAUGUCGUAAUUGACAUUCACCA
Messenger RNA from Perkinsus marinus ATCC 50983, 1501 nucleotides. RefSeq lists its product as hypothetical. The transcript is spliced from 9 exons. The record is from RefSeq and is a predicted model, not a curated record. Gene Ontology annotation, molecular function: hydrolase activity. NCBI's taxonomy places the organism in Eukaryota, Perkinsozoa, Perkinsida, Perkinsidae. The coding region runs from base 27 to 1448 and encodes 473 amino acids.